This is a messenger RNA of Cajanus cajan (pigeon pea), 1164 nucleotides long. The record is from RefSeq and is a predicted model, not a curated record. Lineage: Eukaryota; Viridiplantae; Streptophyta; Magnoliopsida; Fabales; Fabaceae.
AUGGAGCUAAUUGUUGCUACUAUUGGACAACAGAAUACUUUGUUGGCUCAGAUGGAGACCAACAGGGUUGUAGCUGAAGCAGCUAGGGCUGAGGUACCUGAUGAGUAUAGGGGCUUGUCAGAGUUCAAAAAAGGGAAUCCUCCUCAAUUCACAGGUGUUGAUGGACCUGAAGUUGCUGACCAAUGGAUUGAGGAAAUGGAGAAAAUCUUCAUGGUGAUGCAUUGCCCCGAGGAAAAGAAACUAGUCUAUGUUGUUUAUAUGUUGGUGGGUGAGGCUAGUUUCUGGUGGAAAGGAGCUCAGGCUAUGAUGGAAGCUAGAAGGGAGGCAAUAAAUUGGGAGAACUUCAAAAAGGUGUUUCUAGAGAAAUAUUUUCCAGAUAGCACCAGAUAUGCUAAGGAAGCUGGAUUUUUGAGACUGCAGCAAGGAGGCAUGUCAAUACAAGAGUACGUGGUCAAGUUUGAACACUUGGCUAGGUACUAUUCUCAAGCUAUCACUGAAGCUUGGAGACGCAGGAAGUUUAGUGAAGGUCUAAGAUUUGAGCUGAAGAAGACUAUUGUUCCUAUGGGAAUUGUGGAAUUCCCAGUGUUGGUUGAAAAGGCAAAGACGAUUGAAAGAUUUGAGGGAAGGAAUAAAAUGGCAAAGGGUCCAGAGGGAUCAUCUGGAUUUGGGAGGGGGAAACAUCUUCAAAAGAGACCAUCUCAGUUUCAGACAGGGAAUGCUAAUAAGAAACCAAUGGGGACUAUUACCGUAGGAGCUGUUCAGGGUAUUAGAUGUUACACAUGUGGAGGCCCACAUAUGAUGAGGGACUGUCCUACAAAGAACUAUGCGUGUUUUAAAUGUGGCAAGGUGGGUCACAUGGCUAAAGAUUGCAAUGACAGAAAUACUCCAGCUAGAGGGAACCAGAAAGUGGAUCGACCUACUACAGCAGGUCGUGUUUUUGCCUUAACAGGUGCUGAAACUGAAACGUCAUCUAAGCUGAUGAAGGGAAAAGGCAAAGUUGAUAGUAAUAAUAUUUCUAUUCUAUUUGACUCUGUUUCUACCCCAGCUUCAGGGUCUAUUUUGACUUCUGAGGUUUGUUUAGGAUGUCCAGUAGAAGUAGAAGGUCGUUGUUAUAAGGUCAAUAGGUCAAAUCAUGCUUUCAAAAAAGUCAGGAAAGACUUAUAA